Bufo bufo (common toad) is the source of this 1200-nucleotide messenger RNA. RefSeq names its product protein NipSnap homolog 3A-like. Lineage: Eukaryota; Metazoa; Chordata; Amphibia; Anura; Bufonidae. The record is from RefSeq and is a predicted model, not a curated record. Gene Ontology annotation, cellular component: mitochondrion. The coding region runs from base 132 to 893 and encodes 253 amino acids. The transcript has 6 exons.
GUGGUGAGAAGCUCAUGCUCUGCUGCACGUUUAUAGAGCUUGCAGACCUUGAGGCAGAGUGUGACCUGGGCCUUGUCACUUAGUGUCACUUCUACUUUUCUGUAUCCCCAGGGGAAUAAGACGAUCAAGAUAUGUGCUCACUACGGACCUUGCUCUUAAAGGGGAAACUGCCUGUCUCAUCUGUGUGGCGUGAGGGGACGAGAAGUACUCUGGCAAAGGCUACAUUUGCCACAGGCCCCCGCCAAAAUGACACUACUUUAUAUGAAUUUCGCACGUAUUCUAUCAAGCCCUCGAUGAUGAAUGCAUUCAUGCAGCUCUCAAAGGAGAAUUUUCAUCUGCGUACAGCGCAUUCUGAGCUGGUUGGCUUUUGGACGUAUGAAUUGGGUGGACUGAAUAAGGUGUUCCACAUAUGGAAAUACGACAGCUUUGCACAUCGGUCAGCUGUACGCUCCAAGCUAGCUCAAGACAAGCUGUGGCAGGAAAAUUACAUUUUGAAAGCACUGCCCAUGAUGGACAAACAGGACAAUGAGAUUGCUUACUUGGUACCAUGGUGUAAACUUCAGAAACCAGAAAAAGAGGGGGUCUAUGAGAUGGUCUCCUUCCAGUUUAAGCCUGGAGGACCAGCAGUUUGGGGCGAAUCAUUUCGAGCUGCCAUCUCUACUCAUGUUCAUACUGGAUACACAAAACUUGUUGGUGUUUUUAACACUGAAUAUGGAUUACUUAACCAAGUCCAUGUUUUGUGGUGGAAUGAGAAUGCUGACAAUCGGGCGGCAGGAAGGCAUUUGGCUCAUGAGCAUGCCAAGGUAGUGGCAGCAGUAAGAGAAAGUGUGAGAUUCCUCGACUCGCAGAGAAACGUACUUCUGGUGCCAGCUCCAUUUUCCCCAUUGAAGUAAAUUCCGCCAUUCUACACAUCAAUAGACUCUUCACUUCACGCUAACAUUACCUUUUUCAAGCUACAAGGGAAAGAAGAUCUUACUGCUUUGUGGAUAUUUUAAAUACAUUUCUGCAUGAAGUUCACUUCUUUACUUGUGGUAACUGUGUGAAGACAUUUCUGUAUGAAAAAGAUUAGGUAACACAGAAAAUUGGAUAGUUUUUGUGAAUAGUUUGAGAACUUGGCAAAGAGGGAGCAGAAAAGCAGAAUUUUCAGAAAUUGCUUAGCCCAGAAACCACUUUCUGUAUAAAAUAAAAGUAAGGCUACAU